AUGGGGGGCAAGAAAGAAAACAAGGCCGCUUACUUCGAUAAGCUCAAGGUGCUCCUCGAGGAGUACAAGAGCAUCUUCAUCGUCACCGUCGACAAUGUCUCGUCUCAGCAGAUGCACGAGAUCCGACAGUCCCUCCGUGGCGAGGGUGUCGUUCUCAUGGGAAAGAACACCAUGGUUCGUCGUGCUCUGAAGGGUCUCAUCCCAGACUCCCCAGAGUAUGAGCGUCUGCUUCCCCACGUCAAGGGCAACGUCGGCUUCGUCUUCACCAACGCCGACCUCAAGGAGACCCGUGACAAGAUCCUCGCGAACCGUGUCGCUGCCCCUGCUCGUGCUGGUGCCCUUGCGCCUGAUGAUGUCUUCAUCCCGGCCGGAAACACUGGUAUGGAACCCGGAAAGACCUCUUUCUUCCAGGCUCUCGGUGUCCCCACCAAGAUUGCUCGUGGUACCAUUGAAAUCACAGCCGACUUGAAGCUCGUCGAGGCUGGCUGCAAGGUCGGUGCCUCCGAGGCCACCCUUCUCAACAUGUUGAACAUCUCGCCCUUCACCUACGGUAUGGGUAUCUACCAGAUCUACGACAACGGCCAGACCUUCGAGCCCCACGUUCUGGACAUCGAGGAGUCCCAGCUCCUGAAGGCCUUCUCCUCGGCCAUCAGCACCAUCGCCAGUAUCUCCCUGGCUGUCAGCUUCCCCACUCUGCCCUCCGUCAUGCACUCCGUCGUCAACUCCUACAAGAAGGUUCUCUCUGUUGCCAUUGAGACCGACUACGAGUGGGAGGAGAUCUCUGAGCUCAAGGACCGCAUUGCCAACCCCGACAAGUACGCUUCUUCUGGCCCUGCCGCUGGCGGUGCCACUAGCAGUGAUGCUCCUGCUGCCGAGGCUACCAAGGAAGUCGAGGAAGAGAAGGAGGAGUCCGAGGAUGAGGACAUGGGCUUCGGUCUCUUCGACUAA
Messenger RNA from Dothidotthia symphoricarpi CBS 119687, 948 nucleotides. RefSeq names its product 60S acidic ribosomal protein P0. The transcript has 3 exons. The coding region runs from base 1 to 948 and encodes 315 amino acids. The record is from RefSeq and is a predicted model, not a curated record. Gene Ontology annotation, molecular function: large ribosomal subunit rRNA binding; structural constituent of ribosome. Gene Ontology annotation, biological process: ribosomal large subunit assembly; ribosome biogenesis; cytoplasmic translation. Lineage: Eukaryota; Fungi; Ascomycota; Dothideomycetes; Pleosporales; Dothidotthiaceae. Gene Ontology annotation, cellular component: cytosolic large ribosomal subunit.